Messenger RNA from Meleagris gallopavo (turkey), 3278 nucleotides. The record is from RefSeq and is a predicted model, not a curated record. Lineage: Eukaryota; Metazoa; Chordata; Aves; Galliformes; Phasianidae.
UGGUGUGGGAACAUCAUUUCCAGCCAGUGAGCACAGGAGUCAGCCAGGCUGGGUGGCAGCGAGCCCGUGGUGUUCUGUGAGUGGUUCCACUGACUUGGCCAUUCUGCAGGAUUUGGCUGGCACUCAGCUCCUUCCCAAGGGAGCACUGUCCUGUUCUCAGUGGUCUUAGCUUAUCCCCUAGUGGAUGGCAGCUCACAGCACAGAGCGGCCCGAAGAUGCGGCAGUCGCUGGGUGCAGCAGAACCAGGAGAGAAGGGCACAGAGAACACGAGCCAGGCACCCAGCCCAGCCCCUGCAGAGCUGGAAAUAAGGUUCCUUCAGAUCCUCCUGCUUCCAAGAAAACCAAAAUAGACGACUCUGCUUCCCAAUCUCCAGCUUCUACUGAGAAGGAAAAGCAGUCCAGUUGGUUACGGUCCUUAUCCAGUUCAUCUAAUAAGAGUAUUGGCUGUGUCCAUCCCCGUCAGCGUCUCUCAGCUUUCCGGCCCUGGUCCCCUGCUGUAUCAGCAAAUGAGAAAGAGCUCUCAACCCAUCUUCCUGCAUUGAUCCGAGACAGCAGUUUUUACUCCUACAAAAGCUUUGAGAAUGCUGUGGCCCCCAAUGUGGCACUCGCACCUCCUGCCCAACAGAAAGUUGUGAGCAAUCCACCCUGUGCCACAGUGGUGUCCCGGAGCAGCGAGGUGCCCAGCAGCACCGCACAGCCACGGAAAAGGAAACAUGCUGCAGAGACCCCAGCUGUCCCAGAGCCAGUGGCCACUGUUACUGCCCCUGAAGAGGAUAAGGAAUCAGAAGCAGAAAUUGAAGUAGAAACUAGGGAGGAAUUCACCUCCUCCUUAUCCUCGCUCUCCUCCCCAUCCUUUACUUCAUCCAGCUCUGCAAAGGACAUGAGCUCACCUGGGAUGCAAGCCCCAGUCCCAGUCAACAGUUCAUAUGAGGUUGCAGCACAUUCUGACUCUCACAGCAGUGGGUUGGAAGCUGAGCUGGAGCACCUAAGGCAGGCCCUGGACAGUGGCCUAGAUACAAAAGAAGCCAAAGAAAAAUUCCUCCAUGAAGUUGUUAAAAUGAGAGUGAAGCAGGAAGAGAAGCUAAAUGCUGCCUUGCAAGCCAAACGCAGCCUACAUCAGGAGCUGGAGUUCCUAAGAGUGGCAAAGAAGGAGAAACUGAGAGAAGCAACGGAGGCAAAGCGCAACUUAAGGAAAGAGAUUGAACGUCUGAGAGCUGAGAAUGAGAAGAAAAUGAAGGAAGCCAACGAGUCUCGGAUACGGCUAAAGAGGGAGCUGGAACAAGCCAGGCAGAUCCGGGUUUGCGACAAGGGUUGUGAAGCUGGCAGGCUUCGGGCCAAGUACUCUGCCCAGAUUGAGGACCUACAAGUUAAGCUUCAGCACGCAGAGGCUGACAGGGAGCAGCUCCGAGCUGACCUGAUGCAUGAGAGGGAGGCUCGAGAACACUUGGAAAAAGUAGUCAAGGAACUUCAGGAACAGCUGUGGCCUAAAUCAAGCAGUCAAUCCAGCAGUGAAAACACAACGAGCAACAUUGAGAAUUAAAACACCACGUCGUCUAACACAGACAGAAUGACAUAUAUGCACAGUAAGGGAGGAUGUGUGGGGUACGUGUGUAAGUGCAUGUGUGAGUAGUUGUGUCUUAACACACAGAUCUAUGAAUAUGGAUUCUUAUUAGUUGGAAGGCAAAUGUUACUCUUUAUAACAGAAGCACUGAAUUACGCCUCUUUUGUUUUUUUCCAAUCCAUAUAGCACAACAUCUUACUGUGCCUAUAAAACACAAAGUGUUUAUAAACAAAAUACUUUUAAGUCCACAGCAAAUUUUCUACUGGCAAACUCCAAGCAAGCAGCAUCGUCCAACUAGAAUCAGAGUAAAAGGCAAGCAUGGCAGUGUUUUUAUGUUGCCCUUCUGCCUGUUGGAACAUUUUGGAAUUUAAAAACAAACUUUUCUUAUAAGCUAUUUAAAGUAAUUCAUUACACAGACUUGGUAUUAAAAAAUUAACAAGAUUUUUUUAUAAUGAACCUUUAAAAGCAAAACAAAAACCUUCGAUGCACAAUUUUUAUGACUUGUUAAAGGCUUUGGGAUUCUUAAUGCAGAAGCCCUUUGGUGAUGAUGCCAUUUCAUUAGCAGUUUUCCAGCCGUCUAGGAAGCCAUCACAGUUUUAAUCCUGUCCUGUGGUUGUAUGAGAAUUUCAGAGUGCUUUUCAAAGUUGAUUUUUUCCUUAGAAACAAUCACCUUCAUUUCCUGUCCUGAACACAAGAAGAAAGGAAGAUGCAGGAUUGUAAGGGCGUGGGGGAGGGCAGGAAGAGAAGAUGGACGCUUCAGAACUAUAAACCCAGCCUUACAGACUUCAGUGUUUCAAAUCACACCAUAUUUUCUAACGACAUCUUCAUUAAUCAAUGUGUUCAAAAGACUCGCUUCAUCCAAGAGCACUUCAGCUUUAGGAAAAGAAAGAAGUAAAGGAAGGAAAUGGAUGAUCUGUUAAGUUGGUUGAGAAAUAAAGCAGAAGAUGUGUUUUGAAGUCAUUCUGAAAUCCUCGCGUCAGCUCUCUGGAAAACUCAUCUUUGUUGCACCAUCUUACCAUAGAAUUCAGUAUUUACCUACUUUUAUUCUGAACUGUUUGUCAGGAUUUCUGUGCCCAAGGAGAGUGCAACAUCGCAUUAUUGGAUACUACAGAAAAGAAGAACGACAUUUUUGCUGCUGUGAAUAAGCCUACAUCUUUUCUAAAAGAAAAACUUCUGUUUUUAAAAAUAGAAAUUACUUUAAUUUUGGGAUCCAAGCCGCAGCCCCGGAAUAAAAAUGCAGCAAACCAUCACUUUGUCUUACUAUUAUUGUUAUUGUCGUCGUCGUUAAUUUUUUUUAAACUGCACUUUGUCAGAACAUUACUCUGCAUUUUAUUCCAUAUUUUGAAAGUUUACAAGUUAAGCAUUCUCGAUUCUACUCUGCAGAUGUUAAAAUCAUCACCACCAUUUCCACCACGCGACACCUCGCACCGUCGUUCCCACGUGUGCAGGAGGAGAACUCAGUGGGUACAGAAUGCUACCAAACACAAAGUCAGCAGAGCAGCGUGCUGCUGGUUGGGUUUCACAGCUGUGUCUGUCGAGGCUGGGAAGUGCUCAAAUAAGUUGGUGCUUUACUGAAUGAGAGAGAAGUUAUUUUCACCCACACACACUCACCUCUGAUACACUCAAGCUCAGUGAAAAGUUGAUCUGGGGCUGCAGUUGUGCCUUCCAGCUCAUUUUUCCUCUCAGCAUCUUCUAUAGGCAAUGCUGACAUUUAAAA